AGAAAUUUGAAGCACAUUUCACACACAAAAUAAUAAAUUAAUUAAGUUUCGCGAUAUCUUCAUUAAAUCUCUAUUAAAAUGACCUCAAAAACUGCAAGUAAAGCUGUUAAGGCACCGGCAAGACAAGGACAAGCAUUCAAGGAUAAGAGCAAGCCAGCAGAUAUUCGUCAAAGUAACAUAAAUGCUGCAAAAGCUGUGUCUGAUGCUAUCCGUACAAGUCUUGGACCAAGAGGAAUGGACAAAAUGAUCCAAGCAGCAAAUGGAGAAGUUACAAUCACGAAUGAUGGAGCAACAAUCUUGAAACAAAUGAAUGUUAUUCAUCCAGCUGCAAAAAUGUUGGUCGAAUUGUCUCGCGCUCAGGAUGUUGAGGCUGGUGAUGGAACAACAUCAGUUGUUGUUAUUGCCGGUGCACUUUUGGAUGCUGUAAACAGACUUCUUCAAAAGGGAAUCCAUCCAACAGCCAUUUCGGAUGCAUUCCAAAGAUGUGCACGUAAAGCAGUCGAGAUUUUAACUGAGAUGUCACGUCCAAUUGAAUUAAACGAUCGCGAAAGUUUAGUUAAGAGUGCUUCAACAUCACUCAACUCUAAAGUCGUAUCACAACAAAGCAGUUUAUUGGCACCAAUAGCAGUCGAUGCUGUAAUGAAAGUUGCUGAAGAGCGUGGAACCGAGAAAUCUGUUGAUCUCAAAAAUAUUAAAAUUAUUCAAAGUUUAGGAGGAACUAUUGAAGAUACGGAAUUAGUUGAGGGAUUAGUGUUUACUCAAAAAUCAUCUGGAGUUAAUGGACCAAAGAGAAUUGAAAAAGCAAAGAUUGCACUCAUUCAAUUCUGUAUUUCUCCACCAAAAACGGAUAUGGAUCAUAAUGUCAUUGUUUCGGACUAUGCAGCAAUGGAUCGUGUCUUGAAAGAAGAACGUGCUUAUAUCUUGAAUAUUGUCAAACAAGUUAAAAAGGCUGGAUGUAAUGUUUUGUUGGUCCAAAAAUCAAUUUUACGUGAUGCUGUUUCUGAUUUAGCUCAUCAUUUCCUCGAUAAAAUUAAAGUUAUGGUCGUUAAAGACAUUGAACGUGAUGAUAUCGAAUUUGUAUGUAAAACACUUGGAUGUCGUCCAAUUGCAUCAUUAGAUCACUUCCUCCCAGAGAAUGUUGUUAAUGCUGAUUUAGCCGAAGAAAUAAGCAGUGGAAUGAACAAGUUUAUUAAAAUUACUGGAAUUCAAAAUCAAGGUCGUACUGCAAGUAUUAUUGUACGAGGAUCGAAUAAAUUAGUAUUGGAAGAAGCUGAUCGUUCAAUUCAUGAUGCUUUAUGUGUCGUACGAUGUCUUGUUAAGAAGCGUGCAUUAAUUGCUGGUGGUGGUGCUGGAGAAAUUGAAAUGGCUUUACAACUUGCAGCCUACAGUCAAACCUUGGAAGGAAUUGAUGCAUAUUGCUUCCGUGCUUUUGCAGAAGCCUUGGAAGUAAUUCCAUCAACUCUCGCUGAAAAUGCUGGAUUAAAUCCAAUCUCAACUGUUACCGAAUUGAGAAGUCGUCAUGCACAAGGCGAAAAGAAUGCUGGAAUUAAUGUACGAAAGGGAGCAAUUACUGAUAUUUUAGCUGAGAAUGUCGUUCAACCACUCUUGGUUUCUACAUCAGCCAUUACUCUGGCUUCAGAAACUGUUCGUUCAAUCUUGAAGAUUGACGAUAUCAUCAAUACAUUGACAUAAAUGUCGUUUACAUUAAUUGCACAUGAAGUAAUAAGGAUCAAAAGAAUAACUCAUCAGUUUUUUGCGUUAAUAUCACAUAUUUUGUAUUUCCUGCAAUUUCUAUCCAGCAUUAAUUCUAACACAUUUCUUCGUUUUCCUUUCAAUUUUAAUUAAACUUUUAUUUUCUAAGCACAUAACUUAAUAAAAUAAAAAAUGAAAUGCUUAAUCAUUAAUUUAAAAGAGAACUUAUUUAUUUUUUAUGAUUUUCUACUGCUCAUUGGCUCGAAGCUAUCUCCAAUUCUC
Chironomus riparius is the source of this 1974-nucleotide messenger RNA. The record is from the annotation of a GenBank genome assembly. NCBI's taxonomy places the organism in Eukaryota, Metazoa, Arthropoda, Insecta, Diptera, Chironomidae.